Messenger RNA from Strongylocentrotus purpuratus (purple sea urchin), 3965 nucleotides. RefSeq lists its product as uncharacterized. Gene Ontology annotation, biological process: regulation of DNA-templated transcription. The coding region runs from base 381 to 1517 and encodes 378 amino acids. The record is from RefSeq and is a predicted model, not a curated record. NCBI's taxonomy places the organism in Eukaryota, Metazoa, Echinodermata, Echinoidea, Camarodonta, Strongylocentrotidae. Gene Ontology annotation, molecular function: DNA-binding transcription factor activity. The transcript is spliced from 4 exons.
CUUGUGAAAAAUGAGCUUCCCCAUGCAACAUAUUAUAUCUUCAAGAAUAUAGAUACCUCACAAAUUAACAUGUUUUGACUGUUACGUUCAUAAAGGAAUCAACGACUUUGCUCCCGAAUGAGUUAUAAUCGUGCAUGGUUGUAUUUCAUCGCUGCAUGCGCUUCGAGAAAUGCGAAAUAAAUCUAACCAUAAAAAGUGGAUGUUAUUCCAGGGGUGAGCAAGUAUAUAACCAGAUCCCCAGAACUGAACAAGCCAUCACUCGAUCACCAUGGAGAUAACGGAGUGAUUUCUUCAAGCGCCCAUCUCCUGCCAAACGCCGUUUACCGAUCCUCACCCUGCAAGCACAAGGUUUCUUCUACACAAAAUCUUCAGUGAAAUUCAUGAUAAACGGGGCCACCAUUAACCCCCACCAGUUUCCAGAUUUAGGAAUCUUUGAUUUUACAGUGGCUACGUACGAGGACGGUUCUUUCUUUGAAUUACCAUGGCAAUCUACGUUACAAAGCUUUCAGGAGGGGCACUCGGUGGAGAUGAUGUCGCCAGUAAAAGAAGUCGACGGGGUCGGGGCAGUUUGCUACGACCCUGUCGACCGAGAGGAGGCGGAGAUGGAGAAGGAGGAUUAUUUAUUGGGGCAGGCGUGGGAGAAGACUGCACUACAGAGCAUCACUCAACAGAGUGGCCUGUUUAACAAAAUGGACAUGGCCUCAGGAUUGAACACAGUGGAUAGUGUCAUCGACAGCACCAAGCUGGACCUUUCAGCAACCAGUACCGUGGACCUCACAGAACUCUUCCCUGACCUCACUGAAAUCCUCAUCCCCAACCCUGAUGAUGAGGGCGUGCCAUCACCCCUCGGAGAGGAAGGAGCAGACCUAAGCACCUGCGCCCAAUCUCCUGCAGAAGCUAAGGGUGGAUUCAGUGGAGGCAGAAGGGGGCAGCUCCCCUCGACCUCAUCUUGCAGUGAGAUGAGCGAUUACGAGGAAGGACUGAGCCCCGCGGAGUUGGACUCGACGUUGGAGCAUUUCUUCAACACGUUCGCCAACCUGGAAGAGUUUCUGGUCCCGGCUGAAGAGACUGGUCCUACGUCUACUGUCGAUGCUGCCACUGUGCGAAGCCUGAUUGAUAACCCAACGACUACGGAUAACCAAUCAUCUCUGGAUAACCUGCUGGCUGUCGAAGAUGGUUCUUUUGCUCUUUCUACAGUCAACGUUACAAAGCGACUCAAGGCGGAAAAUGUCGAAGAUGAGGAGAAUACUUGCCAAGUAGCUAAGAAGUCGCGAACCUCUAAGAAUGGAGCUCCGAGAACGACAGCGAGUCCCGAAGAAUUGUACCGUCGUCGCCGAGUCAAGAAUAACAAAGCAUGUCAGCGUGCGCGCCAAAGCAGGAAGAAGAGGGAUAAUGAUCUUGCAUCAACUGCUAAAAUCCUUGAAAAGGAAAAUGCAGAGUUGAGGGCGAAAAUUGAAGAACUGACAGAGAUUGCUGAAAUCUCUAGACGUGCUUUGGUCAGUGUUUUAGCUAAGUAAAGGGAACUUUUGUUUUCCCAUGGAGUAGAGCUCAAAUGGGUGUUGCUUUUGAUGGUGAGAAAGGGGAUGAAAGGCCAUUGAAGUGAAUUCUUGUACACUGAAUGCAACCAUGGCAACCAUUCUUGCAUGUACCUACAAGCCUGCCUUGUAGAUCUUUGAUCUAUCUCAAUGAUCUCGUACUAGAGUAAGAGUUGAUCCUACCAAAAUAAGAUUAUGUAGUAUAAUACAUAUAUAUGAGGAUGUGAUCAAAUUACUCGCUCUGUAAUGGGAUUUGGUUUUAGUAGGACGUCAUGACAGAUGGUAAAGAGUAGGUGCACAAGAUAAGCUUUGAUACAUGGUCUUCAACCCUUUGUACCUUAAGCAACGGACAGUGUCAACUUCGCAGCUUUAGGAUAAAAACUAGAAUGCAUUGUGCGUGUUUAUGUUCAUAUGAAAAAAUAUGGAUUUGUUUUAUUUGUUUUGUUGUAAAUAAGAUUUAUGAUUUAAAUGUUAUAAGGCAAAAAAAAAGAGUUUCACUCUAAUAAACAUUUGUUUUACUUUUUAGUUGUGAAUAUGAAUUGAGAUGAAAUACAUACAAUGUAUGACAUGUCAUAUUUUACUCAUACUUAUGAGACAUUUACUGUGGUCAGUUUUUUUUGUUUGAAAGUCAUUAGAAGUACAUUGCUUUGUGUUUAAAGUUUUUAAAGCAAUUUUAUAUACAUCAAUCUAAUCUGAAUUAAACUGAUAAAAUCCAAGCAACACUGAUACAUUUGCUUCUAAGUGUUGCUUGGAGAAUCACCAACAGAACUAUUUUUGUUACUGAAGCACUUAUUUGUUGUAAACUCAGGUCAGUUUACAUACCACAUGUGGUGGGUCCAUGGGUAUAGAUACACCAUGUUGUUUUGAGUUUAAAGAAAGGUAUAUAAUUGUGUAAAGGGGAAAAUACACAUUUUGUUCAACAGUAACCUAAAGGUAGUAAAGGAGGGUAAAGAAUUUUCCAAAUGAAAUAAAACAUUUCUAAAGAAUAUUACCGUUAUCGAUUUGGGGGUUUGUAUACAAGUAUCACGGUCAUAGCUAAAAAAACAAAUCAUGUGUUUAAUUUUCAGUCAUGCAUGUUUGGAGAUAUUCAGUUAUGCAAUAAGUUUUUUUAAUUCUUUCGGGGCAGCUGUUUUUCAUGCGACAGAAUUUAUAUACAUAUCCCAUUGGAUAUUUGAUGUUUUCCACCACGGCAGGUGUGUGUAAUAUAUUCCGUAUUUGGAAUAUAAUAAGGUAAGUAUAAAUAAUUAACUUGGGUUCAUUUUAAGAACUGUCAAAUUAUUCCAAUGUAAUUAUAAAUCCAAAACAGUGCAUGCAUUUUACACUGUUUGUAUGAGGGAAUUGUGACAGAAAACCAAGCGGGCUUGUAGUUGAACACACAACUCAUACUGUCACAUAUAAGUGAUAAUAUACCUUCGUUUCUAAUUUAAGUCAAUGAAUAUUAUUUUUAACAGUUCCAAUAAAUUGAUACUGAUAAUUAAUGGCAUAACAUUGUUUGCAAAUAUUCUUUUUACUGCCACUUUGAUCAUGGAUAGAAUAAUUCCCUUAAGUAAUAUAUGUUGACUACCAUAUAGAUGUGCACCUAAACUCACUGAUAGGCAUCAUUUUUUCCUUGUAAAUCAUGUAAGAAACUAUAUUCAUUCAUCAUAAACUUCAUUCUGUGAUAUUAUGCAGCCGUUUACCUUUGAAAUUUGAACAGCAUGCAAAUCCAAGCUAUUGCGGUAGAAUGAAAACACUCGUCAACAUAAAAAAAAUAAAAAAUGUUUAAUUCACUUCACUUUGAUUGUAUAUAAUUGCUCAGGGAAAUGUAUUUUGUAUAUUUGUGAUUUGAAAAAAUACAUUUAGACAUGAACUUGUGAAUAUAAUGAUUUGAUAUUUAGCGUUGUGUAUAUAUUUUCUUACCCUUCCAUUCUCUGUAUAUUUGAUAAAGACUAGGAUGAAAACAGAUCUUGAAUCUUGUCAUUUACGUAUAGUUUUCUUUUAAUAAUUAACUCUAGAUGUCAUUCUUUAGUUUGAUCAUGCAUGUUCGGGAUAUGGAUAAAAUAUCAUGAUGAAGAGGGGGGGGGGGGGGGGGGGGGUGGUAACCUUUGAUGGAUACGCCUUAAUUUCGUUUGAAACAAGAAACAAGAGACUGAUAGAAAGUCAUAUAUAGUAUAGGGAGAUUUUAUUGUUUUAUAAAUACAUGUAGUAGAAUUAAUUCCAUCAAAAUUACGAUUGUAAAUUAGAACAUAGGAAAAAAGAAGCAAAACAUUGAAUGUUAGGUAUAUGGUACAAUUGGUAUUCAAUAUUUUUGAAUCUAUGGUAAAUUUACACAAUACUCAUAUGCUGUACUGAUGUACUACGUUUAUUUUAUCUCUGCAAAUAGUAUCAAUUCUAUUCUACUCUGAAAUCAUUUUGUGAAAAUUGAGAAUAAAACAAUUGUAAAACCAACUA